Molecule: messenger RNA, 4742 nt
Organism: Pseudomyrmex gracilis
Lineage: Eukaryota; Metazoa; Arthropoda; Insecta; Hymenoptera; Formicidae
Gene: DAAM
Product: disheveled-associated activator of morphogenesis 1
Exons: 12
Coding region: 993-4355 (1120 amino acids)
Biological process (GO): positive regulation of actin filament polymerization; actin cytoskeleton organization
Molecular function (GO): small GTPase binding; actin binding
Source: RefSeq, a predicted model, not a curated record
UCGCGAGCAAGAACGUUCUGCGCGGACGGGAUCGUUCUCUUCUGUGUCUCGAUUGAGAAGAAAAGUUAAACCACACAAUCUGUGGUCAAAAUUCACGGAAUUACCCGCAAAUUUGUUUCAUUUUUUUUUUAACAUUUUGGACUCGUCGGUAAUUGCGCGAAAUAAUUUUUCCCAAGUGAAAGACUACUUGGUGUUGACACGAUGUCGUGCUGUUGAGUAUUUGAUUUUUUUUUUUUUUAAACAAGAGAUUGCAAAUAAAUUGUUUCAACAAAACUCAGAAUAGAAAAUAUAUUUUAAUGAAGAAUUUUCUGGAAGAUAUUUUUGAACUAGAGACGAAAACAGCGGAUCGCAAGGAAGAAUCCGGAGAAAAGAUAGAUCGAUGAAGAAAUUUUCGUACAAAAAUUAUUUUAAUUAAUAGAUAUUUCAAAGAAAAUUGCUGUAAUAAACUUUAAGUGAACAGAUGAUGUAAAACUUCGUUUUGCAACAAGUGGGAAAUUGCUGGAGCAAAUCUAAUGAAGUCAAUCUUCUCGAAUAUAUAUAUAUAUAUAUCGUCAAUUACAUAAUAACGUUUUCUGAAGCAAAAUCAAGGUGAAAAGUGUGGCAUAAUAGAUUGCAAGUUUAAAGAAGAGAACCACAAAUAUUCUCCGUGUUCGCUCGCACGAAUUAUUCCAAACAAGAAAACGCGACUUCGAACGCCUCGUGCGUGUAACUUCCGCAAUCCAUGAGCGAAGUCUAGCGAAGUCGGUUCACUUGGUUUUCGCUCUGUCCUGUGACAAGAUGAAGCAUUAGAACAUAUCCUAAAUAUCAAAGUCUGCGAUUUGUUCUGAGACACGAUGUAAUUUGCUGGCGCCUGUCGGCAAAUAUUGAUAAUCCUCGCGUGCUGAACGGGCAACUUUCGAACGAAUAAGUACUCGACACAGCGCGUCUCUCUCAGUGCGAAAAGGGCAAACGUUUACUCUUUUGAAGAAGAAACCGACGAAAAAUUCACUGAGAUGGAUACCAUGCUGGAGAAAAUGGGAAAGCUGAAUCUGAGGAUUCCAAGCUGUCCAGUGAAGAGUUCGCAGCCACUGAAGGAGUUUGUUGGCCGCUGCCAGACUAUGCCAUCGCGGGUGAAGAAAUCGUUUUGUGGCUGUCUCCAGGAUGACGAGCCACCGGAAAUCACAUAUUGCAUCGUGGAUCACACGGGUACGCUCACGCUACAAGCCAUGACGCCGACUUUGCCGAUGCCGGCCGAGGAAGAACUGAACAAAAUGUUUCUCGAACUCGUGGACGAGUUGGACCUGACCCAGACCAAUCGACAAGCGGUUUUGGCACUUCCGGCGAACAAGAAGUGGCAGAUUUAUUGCUCGAGGAAAGGCAACGGCACGCUCGACAACGGGGGUUUGCGGACCACCGACCUAAGCGGCGAUCCUGAAGACUACAUCAACAGAUUGAAGACGAUAGCGAGCAGCCCAUUUCCGGAAGGUGACGAGGUGUCGAAUCAGAUGCGCCAGGCCGAGGCCUUGAAGACCGCACUGAGGACGCAGCCGCACAGUUUUGUCCUUAGAUUUAUAGAACUAGACGGUUUAAAUGCUUUGUUACAAGUACUGGGGACUAUGGACGCUGAAGCAGCCAACAGCAAUCUUCACACCAGCGUCAUAGGAUGUUUGAAAGCUUUAAUGAACAAUUCGAACGGUAGAGCGCACGUGUUGGCACAUCCGACAGCGAUCAACACGAUAUCACAGUCGCUGGCGACUGAAAACAUAAAGACGAAAAUCUCCGUGUUGGAGAUCCUCGGUGCGGUAUGUCUGGUGCCGGGUGGUCACCGCAAGGUCCUCGAGGCCAUGCUACACUUCCAGCAGUAUCAUUCCGAAAGAACGCGCUUCCAAAGUAUAAUCAACGACCUCGACAAGAACUUCGGCAUAUACAAAGACAACUUGUCUCUGAAAACGGCAAUCAUGUCUUUCAUCAACGCCGUGCUGAACUACGGACCCGGUCAGGUUACGCUGGAAUUUAGGUUGCAUCUGAGAUACGAAUUGCUGAUGCUCGGAAUUCAACCUAUCAUCGAUAAGUUGAGAAAAUACGAGAACGAGACGCUCGACAGGCAUCUCGAUUUCUUCGAGAUGGUGCGGAACGAGGACGAGAAGGAACUCGCGAGGAAGUUUGAAAAGGAACACGUGGACACGAAGAGCGCAAGUGCUAUGUUCGAUCUUUUGCGACGGAAGCUGAGCCACACUGCCGCUUAUCCUCAUCUUCUUAGUCUGCUGGAACAUUGUCUUUUGUUGCCACUUGAUUACGGUUCGCAUCCCCAGCAUUGGUUGCUGUUCGAUCGAAUAGUUCAGCAAAUUGUUCUACAGUCCGAAAGCAACGAAACGGGAUUGAUAAGAAAUCCGGAUGUGGCCCCGAUCGAAAUAAACGUGAAAGAAAUUGUGCAUCUCCUCGCAAAGGAAGAGGAACUCGUAGCGGCAAGAAAGAAGGCCGAAGAGUUGGAGCGCGAAAAUUCGGACAUGUCCACAAGACUGGCUAAGAAAGAACAGGAGUUAGAUUUAAGGACGCAAGAAAAAGAAGAUAUGGAGGCAAGUCUGGCGAGAAUCAAGGAACGUCUCGAGAAGGAGACGUCGAUGCACAUAGAGACGAAGCAAAGAAUCUCCGAGUUGCAAGAUAAUCUUGAAGCGUUAUCGCGACAAAUUAACAACGAAAAGUCUGAGCGGAAGCGGCUGGAACAGUUGGUGGCUUCAGGCAGUUUGCCAGAUGACGCGAAAGCCACUCUGAAAAUUGUGGAAGAUGAAGUACUUGAGAAAGUUGAGACUAAACCCACUCCGCCACCGCCGCCACCUCCUCCAUUAGCACCACCGCCACCUCCGUGUUUAAUGCCGGCUGCUCCUCCACCGAUGAAGGUGGAGAUAAUAAAGAACGUUCCGCAGCCCAGCAAUCCUUUGAAAUCGUUCAAUUGGUCAAAAAUACCCGAGCAGAAAUUACAGGGCACGAUAUGGUCCGAGUUGGAUGACACGAAACUCUAUAACGUAAUGGACCUCGAAUCAAUCGACAAAAUCUUUUGCGCUUAUCAAAAGAACGGCGUCUCGACGGAGGGCUCGAUAGAAGAUCUGAGAACGUUGGGAAAGAAUAAGAAAACGAUGUCGGUGAUCGAUUCGAGGAGGGCGCAGAACUGUACGAUACUACUCUCGAAGCUGAAGAUGUCUGACAACGAAAUUACAAGAACGAUACUGUCGAUGGAUCAGCAGAACAUCUUGCACAUAGAUAUGGUGGAACAGUUGCUCAAGUAUAUACCGUCUUCGGAGGAGGCCGCCUUGCUGGAUUUGCAUCAGAAAGAUCUGCAGAACAGGGCCGAUUGUUUCCUGUAUCAAAUAUCAAAAGUGCCGCAUUACGAGCAGAGGCUGCGCUCUCUGCAUUACAAGAAGAAAUUCGCGGCCAGCAUUGCGGAAUUAACGCCGAGAAUGCGAGCGGUUCUAGAAGCGAGCAGACAAGUGGCCAGAUCGAGAAGACUGAGGAAACUUCUGGAGUUGGUUUUGGCGUUGGGAAAUUACGUGAAUCGCGGAAACGCGCGGGGUAACGCGUGCGGUUUCCGACUGGCCUCUUUGAAUCGUCUAGUCGACACGAAGUCAUCUUGCUCAAAGGGUACGACUCUGCUGCAUUAUCUCGUGCAGAUUCUCGAAGCCAGAUUCAAAGAGGUCUUGGAAAUCGAAGAGGACAUGCCGCAUGUCAGAACGGCCGCCCGGGUCAGCAUGGCCGAUCUGCAGAAGGAAGUGGCCAACUUGAAAAAUGGAUUGCAAGAUGUUCAGAGAGAAAUAGAAUUUCAUCGAGGUCAAGCUCAGGUACUUCAAGGUGAUAUGUUCUUGCCGGCGAUGAGGGACUUCCAGGCGCAAGCCACGUGUAGAUUAGCUGAGGCGGAAGAUUUAUUCCAAGACAUGAAAACUAGGUUUGAUCGAGCGGUGAGGCUAUUCGGCGAGGAUUCCGCUGGCGUGCAACCAGACGAGUUCUUCGGCAUUUUUGAGAACUUUUUACAAGCUCUGGCUGAAGCGAGACAAGACGUAGAAAAUAUGAGAAAGAAGGUUGAAGAAGAGGAACGCAGAGCAAAACAAGAACAGGAACUCCGAAAGAGAACAAUAGAGAGAAAGAAUUCGCGGGAGGGAAUAUUGAACAGCAUAUCACUGAGCAAGAAAAACGAAGCGAACAGUAACGGACAGAGUGAUAACAAAGGCGAAUUUGACGAUCUUAUAUCCGCUCUGCGAACCGGCGAUGUAUUCGGCGAGGAUAUCGCGAAGUUCAAAAGAUCAAAACGACGACCUGUCACACCAAGCGGUCAGGAAUCGCGCAGACAUAGCGCCCACAAAGAAGAUUCCCGAGAACGUCAUUGAAACUCCGCAGAAUCCUGACUAUCGAUAACGUAAAACAGAAAAAAACAAAAAAUAAACAUCCUGAUUUGAUUAAUGCAUUUCCACACAAUUUUGAUAUACAAGUUUGUUACUCUCAACAAGUUUUUACAGACAUUUAUAUACACAAAAUUUGGCACACCAAUUUCUCUACACCAGGUGGAAAAAGAACCAACUCGAAGAAAUUUUCUAUGACCAAUUGAAUUGCUAUUGUUACACAUGCCUACAGGAAUUUGAUAUACGAUGGUAUUGAAUGUUAUGUAAUAUGUUAAAAGUUUUUUAUGAAUAUAUUGCCAGGGUUCUACAGGACUGGAAAAACCAGAAAACUUUUGUAUAAAAACAAAACGAAACAAAAAAACAAAAAAAAAAAAA